AUGUUGUGUCGGUUAUAUUGUACCAUUUUAAUUCUUCUAUCCUUUGGAUUUUGCUUAAGUCAAAACAGGAGUUAUACUGAAACCCUGUACGACACUGUUUUAACGAACUACAACAGAUAUAUCAGGCCAAAUGAGAAUCAGUCACACAGUACUAUUGUUUACGUCUCGUUUUUUAUGCUGAGUUUAAAAGACUUUGACGAAGUAACUGGGAAAUUCUCUGUAGUUGGAUAUUUCUAUCUGAUCUGGAACGACCCAAGAAUGGUUUGGACACCGGCAGAUUAUGAAAACGUGGAGAAACUUUAUAUUCCACAAAGAUUGGUGUGGAAACCGGAACUAACCUUAGUGAAUGCUUACCAAUACAUCAAGGCUGUCGGAUUUGAUGAUUUACCGAUAUUGUAUUUUUACAACGCAACAGCAAGAUGGAUGGUUGGCGAGGUGAUGGAUACAACAUGUGACGUAGACGUGACGUUCUUCCCGUUUGACAAACAGAUUUGUAAACUAGAAUUUGCAGCCUGGGGAUAUACGUCCAACCAGCUGACAUUUCAGACGAUUCAGGAAAACAUCGAUUUCUCACGAUUUUCUGAGAAUGUAGAAUGGGUCAUCACAAAAACAAAGGGUUAUGAGUUGACAUCACGUGACCAAGCCUCCAUUGUUUACGAAGUGGAGAUGGAGAGAAGAUACACAUUUUUCAUCGUUAACGUGUUCAUUCCAGUUAUCAUGUUGACGCUUUUGAGUAACAUGGUUUUUCUGUUACCUGCUGAUUCUGGCGAGCGUGUUGGAUACAGUGUAACAUGUCUACUAGCUGUAUCUGUGUUUCUCACAAUAGUUUCUGAUACGUUACCUAAAGCCUCUAAUCCAGUGUCUGUUCUCACCUUUUUUCUGAUGUGCGAUUUUGUGAUGUCAACAUCGAUCUGUAUUUGUACAAUACUGGGGCUCAUUCUUCACCACAAAGACGUCACGAAGCCCGUACCUAAAUGGGUGAAACGCGUCACAGAUUUCUUCACCUGUAAGGUAUGUACACCAAAGAGUUUCCACCGGCAGAUCAAAGUGAAGGAGGCCAAAGGAAACGGCAUCGAAGUGACUCCAGAAAUCAGUUCAUCGAAAUCAAUAAGUGACGUCAAUGUGAGUGUUCACACGCCAAAAACGGACAGAAAAAAUGACACCUCGGAGUUGACAUCACGAUCAAAAUCCAAAAACAGCCAUUUACAUGUUUCUCGAGACCGAAAAGUUCUUCCGAUUCAAAUUGAACCUGAACCGGAUGUUAACCCUGAGGAUGAAGACGAGGAAGUAUUUACGUGGAAAACAGUGGCAAAUAUUUAUGACAAAGUUUGUUUUGUUAUUGGAAUUUCCGUUGUUUUGUUUCUGAUGGUGGUGUAUACCUUGUUUACAAAUCUGGUUUAA
Messenger RNA from Ylistrum balloti, 1401 nucleotides. Its product is annotated as neuronal acetylcholine receptor subunit alpha-6-like. Gene Ontology annotation, biological process: nervous system process; monoatomic ion transmembrane transport; signal transduction. Gene Ontology annotation, cellular component: membrane; synapse; neuron projection. Gene Ontology annotation, molecular function: extracellular ligand-gated monoatomic ion channel activity; transmembrane signaling receptor activity; neurotransmitter receptor activity. The transcript has a single exon. Bases 1 to 1401 code for a protein of 466 amino acids. The record is from RefSeq and is a predicted model, not a curated record. Lineage: Eukaryota; Metazoa; Mollusca; Bivalvia; Pectinida; Pectinidae.